AUGCAAGUCCACUGUGUUUUACUGAACAGUAAAUUUAUAUUUCGCCAUGAAGGUGCUGCCAAGAAUAUUCGCGAAAACUGGACGGUUCAAAGGCAAGAUCGCUACGGUUUCUCUGCAAUUGCAUAUGAUCAGGAAAUUGAGCAAACUGCGAACAGGGACUCGAAGACCAAUGGUGGCAUGACUGGCUUUACGCUAAAUCGUGGCGCUGUUCACAGAUGGUUCUUAUCUCAGUCCGAGAGAUCUGCUAUUGCUAGACAAUGUUUGUUAAUGACCAGUGCAACAAAUGAGUGCAGGUGUGUUGAAUGCAAAUAUGGAAAAUUAACUAUUAUGCUGUGGAAUAAAAAGUAUACACUGCACCCUUUUUCGAGGGGUGUAUCACUUCAAAUAAGGAAAUUUUUGGUAUUUAGAAAAUAAGUAUUUCUUUCGAAGCGUAAGAGAUUUUUGAAGUGACACACCCCUCGCUCUGGCUGCAUGACUUAUGUUACCGUCUUGUGUUGUAUUAAUUUGGUAAAUUUCCAUAAAUUAUAGAACAAGAAAGAAUCUUGAUGAACCAAAAAGAAAGUCACACGAAGCUGACGUUCUUAGCGUUAUGAAUACGAUAGAAAACACCAUUAAUCCAUCCGAACUAGACCAAAGCGAGAUGGUGCAUAUAACAAGUGGAAUAAUUGCAAAUGACAAGGUGAAAAAUGACCUGCAAAAUGUUAAAGCGAUAGGUGAGGAGAGAUUAUCUACUUUUGUGCAGACAAAGUUACUAUCUAAAGUACCAGAUAUUUUUGCAGCAAUCCAAAAAACAAAACUGCAUACAUUUUCAUCAUUAACGAAACCUGUUUCCACGACUAAAGCUAAGGGCAAGGAAAUAUCUUUAAAGAGCUCUAGAAAUUUGAUGGGAAAACUCUUGUUAUUGGCAAGAAGUCGAGAAAUAGAUUUAAAGGAAGUUCUGUCGUUUUCAUUGGGUCCGUAUCCAUUAAGUCUUGUGACAACUGAUGGCAUCAUGGUAAAAACCGUGAAAGCAAACUUGAUGCACAUCAUCGAAGAUACGGUAGAUGAUUCUGUCACUGAUGUUAUCCCAUCAAAUGGAGCGCUGAUCAUUGAUGCUAUGGCCAUGUUUCAAUCACUUAGUCAGGUUCCUCCCACGUUUGAAGAGCUUCCUCCGCUUCUCCUUUCUAUCCUUAUUUCUAUGGCAACACGCCUGAAUGCAACGAGAGUUGAUUUUGUUGUCGAUCGUUACACGAAAGUGAGUAUUAAAAAUAGCGAACGCAAGAAACGAGCUUCUACAGGAAGUAACAUGUUAAAGAUUUACGGAAAAAAGCAAAAGACACCAACACAAUGGAAGAAAUUUCUCAAUAAUGGCGAAAACAAAGAAUCGUUGGCAUGCUUCGUGGUCGACGAAUGGAAGGAGAGCAAAUCCGAGAAUUUUAGAGGAAUAGUACUUUACGCAACACGAAAGGAUCAGUGCUUCAAGUUCCUCCCAUCGCAUAACGAAUCAGAGAAACCCGAAUUCGAACAGAUUCAUGAGUUACACAGUGAUCAUGAGGAAGCAGAUACGCGCUUGUUGCUUCAUGCUAAUCAUGCAUCGACCUCUGGCUACAGUAUACUCAUGUUUCUGUGA
Paramuricea clavata is the source of this 1609-nucleotide messenger RNA. NCBI's taxonomy places the organism in Eukaryota, Metazoa, Cnidaria, Anthozoa, Malacalcyonacea, Plexauridae. The record is from the annotation of a GenBank genome assembly.